Messenger RNA from Athene cunicularia (burrowing owl), 732 nucleotides. RefSeq names its product mitochondrial ribosomal protein L53 (gene MRPL53). Lineage: Eukaryota; Metazoa; Chordata; Aves; Strigiformes; Strigidae. Bases 1 to 390 code for a protein of 129 amino acids. The transcript has 3 exons. Gene Ontology annotation, cellular component: mitochondrial large ribosomal subunit. The record is from RefSeq and is a predicted model, not a curated record.
AUGCGUUACCAGGAUGCGCACAGCAUUCAUUCUGUGCUGAUUUUUGGAGGAUCCCUGUAUCUCAGGCGUAGACCCUUGCCCAUAGCCAUGUGCUUUACCAAACUACCCAGCGAGGUACCCCUUUCAGUUGCAGAGCCUGUAGGUGCGGAUCUACAAUUCCUUGGAUGUAUAUACCAUAAAAAAAUCCAGGCCACUAAUAGAAACUGUGAAGUGACUGCUGAUGUGAGACAUGAUGGGUCUGAACCACUUGUAGAUGUUGUGUUUGCUGAUGGAGAGCGAUUGAUAAUGAAGGGAGCCAACUUGACGACAGUAGAAAUGCUAACAGCAUUGAGGUCCAGGUGUAAUGCAAAAGAGAUUAAGGAAGAACAGAAAAGCAAGAAGAGUCACUGAAGAACAGAAAAAGAAUUAUGUUUGCAUUUACAUGUGUUAAAAACAGCAGGCUGCACAGAAGGCUUUUCUCCUGUGCAACAGAAUCUGAAAGAGAGAGAUGACCAAAACACUGACCAGUUUAACUUGCAGCAGAACGAACCAUUUAAAUGUUCUCCAUCUUCAGCUGAAGGAAAGCAUAGUGGAUCAACAAACCUUCUAACACUAGUGGGUCAGAGUGGCUUAAGAUGCAUGAAUGCAUCUGUCUAAGCAGCUGCCUCUGUUGUCUGCAUGUUGGACUAAUACCACAUGUAUUUGCAUAUAAAUGUGAGUAAUGCACAUUAGCCAUUAAAUUAAUAUCACAGU